Neodiprion virginianus is the source of this 7834-nucleotide messenger RNA. RefSeq lists its product as uncharacterized. Gene Ontology annotation, cellular component: signaling receptor complex. The transcript has 8 exons. Gene Ontology annotation, molecular function: transmembrane receptor protein tyrosine kinase activity; ATP binding. The record is from RefSeq and is a predicted model, not a curated record. Gene Ontology annotation, biological process: positive regulation of kinase activity; protein phosphorylation; cell surface receptor protein tyrosine kinase signaling pathway. Bases 901 to 5883 code for a protein of 1660 amino acids. Lineage: Eukaryota; Metazoa; Arthropoda; Insecta; Hymenoptera; Diprionidae.
CAGUGCCGCAUGGGCUUGUGCGCUAGACACUUCUUUUACUCUACACACUAGACACGGAUCAUAACAUAACAUAGUCGACGUAAACACGGACCGGCGAGCAUCGGCGAAACUUCUCGACACUCGACCAAUGAACGAUGAAAAGGCUCCGUUGAACGAAAGCGGUAUUAUCGUCAGCCUCGAUGCUUCGUAUUUAACGUUAUAUUUUUCUAAUACCCGAGCCGAGGCACACGCGUCGUGUGUCGUAGCUGCGUAGUCCGAGACUCCCAUCGGGAGUAAACACGGCAUAAAUUAAAUUCCAAGGUGGUUCGGAGUGGAAACAGCAGUGCCGUACGAUUGUAAUCGCCUCGUCUACCCGCGGCGAUUACCGCAUUCGUAAAAGCUUGUUUAAUUUUUUCGCGCGCAUAUCCAUGCAUCCUCGCUCCUCGAGGGAGGUUUAAAGUUUAAAGGGACAGUGCGCGGUCCGCGUUUAAACCGCGGAAUCCCGACUCACCGGGGGAAAGGAAAAGGAAUUAAAACAAAGUGACUGUAGUUUGAACGUGCAUUUUUAUAUCAUCGUAAAAGUGUAAAAGUGAAAACUUUGCCGGAUCGUUAUCCACAUGCGGUUCUUUCGAUCGUUUUAUACACCGUAAAAAGACGAGGCGGCAGCCGACUCUCGACCUCCUAGGAAUGCUUAGCGGUACGUGUCGAGUAUUCCCGGCAUAAUCGUGACGAAAAUACCCAGUCAGCGAAUGCACGAGACGAUAAGUAACUAAAACGAUUUUUAAUCGCGGUACGAAUCCAAGAAAAACGAAGAGAAUUAACCUCGGCUCGAUAAUGUAAAGCUCGACGGGAUGCUUUUACCAAGGUUAAAAUGAAUACCGUAAUUACGUGAGUGCUUAUCAGUGUUCGUCGACGAUCAAGAUGCUGGCGCUUCGAUUGAUCCUGAUCUCCGUGACGUCUCUCCUUGUUUACUCCGAGGAUUCGACCACCUCCAUUCCGAACGACCUUCCGGCUCUGCUGACGGUAGCUUCGCAUCGUGACGAUACAGAUGCGUCCACCGAUCAUCACCGCCACGGACGAAUGUCGCUGCACGCUGAGCUGCCCGCGUCGAAAGCGAAGAGAGAACAAGCGCUCCGGAAUAUCCUGGCUGCAAAACGUCGCCAAGCCUUGGCGCAGCGUCCUGGCGAUCAGCUGCGAGGCGUGAGCGCGACUCGGCUGCGCGCCGAUGUGCCAAAGGAUGCGACCGACGUCCUGGAGGGCCAGGAGACCAGACACGGCGUCUACGUCGCGGCGCCCGGUGAAUCCAAGGUGGAGAUUGGGGCCCAGGAAGAAGCAUCGGAACCGUUAAUCGGAACUGCGGUCAGAAAAGCCGAAAGGGGUUCGAGCCUGAUGGAGGGUAGUGGAAAUCUGACAUCUAAGAAUUCUGAAUCCGGCAAACAGACCGCGGAGACGACGGAUCUCGGUCGUGACGACAGGACGACGGUUGGAACAGAAAUCAGACACAAAGCAUCGUCUGGCUUUUCGAGGAGCGGGCAUAUUUCUACGACUAGAAACGGUUCCCAGCAUCUGCAGAGGGUCGGCGGUGCUAAGAUCGCGUCCGGGAGCGAACCUGAUCCUCGAAAAAGUAGUAACAACCAUACAGUGAUGAUGUCCGACAGUCUGUACAAGCACUUCAGACCGGUGGAAAGCAACGUGCCGAUCGAAGAGAUGACGCAGUUUUUGUACUUCGGUCAAAAGCUCAGUCCUGAAACGCAGAAUACGACGAGCAGUAACUCCGUCGAAGUUACGCCGACGGUUUCCCCGGUUUCGAACUCGAGGAGACGCUUCGUCGGCAAGAGGCUCAGCACGACGACGACGCAGGUCCCGGUUCCCACCCUGGAGGAAAUCAUUAACGAGGAGAUGAACAUCGCGAUUGAGAAGCAGACCAUCGAGAGGAACAAGAUCCCGAACCUGAAGGUGCCCGCCUUCAGAAAUCCAAGCGCCAGCAGUCUCUACUACCGAAAACCACCGACGAAGCCCGCCGACCCGACGAUCGUCUCGAACGUGAUCGGGGCUCCGGAGACGAGGAACGCGUCGGAAAGCGACGCCGUCGCCAAGGGCGAGGGGCGCCCCGCGGACCCGUCCGCUCACGCAUCGUCGGUUGACCAGGUGCUCGGCGAGACGCCGGUCCAAGGGAAAGGGGGCCCAGCAUCCCACGAGGCUGGCGCAUCUGGGAAUGCAGCCGGGGAAGACGGCUCGACCCAGAUAUCGAACGAGACGAGGAAUCUCGGUCCCUCGGUCGCGACGUCGAGUGGCGGGGGGGAGACGGGGUACCAGGAGGAUUCAGGGUCCGUGGUAAACGGGCACGCGGUGGGGUAUCCUUCGGAAAAAGUGACGCUGACGAGUCCCAAGGACGACGAACCUCCGAGGAUGGCUUCCACCGCGACGACCGAUCACCCGGAAACAAGGCGAAGCACGACCCUGAGGAUAGUCGUCGGCGAAACCUCGACGUCGAAGGUCGGAGAGGAUCGCGGAAACCUGGCGCUUCCAGGUGCGGGCUCUCCACCUGUCGCUCUGCCGGCGCAACAACACGUGUACGCUUACACGAUAACCAACGUGACGCGGCUGUUGCGCAACUACUCCGGACCUGGGGUAAGCAGCAAGGAGGAAGGCGAGCAGCACCGGCAACAGGGACCCGCGCCACUCGGGACCGCCGAGAUAAGCGACGGCUCGUCGAGCGGUAUAGUGGCGACGCGGUCGCGGUCCGAUCUCAGUGCCGGCUCAGCGGCUGAAGGAGUUACAACUUUGGAGGGGGAGCAGAGCAGCGAUCGCAGUGGGGAUCACGGGCCCCGGUCAGACCCAGACGCAGCAUCCCGCGGUGAAACCUCGAUUCGAACGCCGCUCGAAGUAAACAAGCCUCGAAUACCGGACUCGGAAGCCGGUCAGAGGGACCAGAGUUCCGUUGGACCAGUUUCCGCCGAGUUUAGUGAUGAGAUAAACGCCCGGGACGUGGAUCAGCGCAUGCUGCUGAAAUCGGCCAGUGCAGUGUUGAACCAGAGACCCAGUGAGGAGCCGAUCGGCAAAGGCGCUCGUCACCGGAACCAACCUCGCAGGCAUAACUUUAGGGCGGAUCAACCAGGAUCAAAAAACCACAGGCGGCCACCGCCGGUGAGGAACGAGGAAGGUGAGCCGGAUUCGAUACAGUUUGCGCAUAGUGAAGAGACCGAUAAGUCGACAGCGGUUCGGUCGGAUACGUCGAAAACCUCUAAUGAGUCACUGCAUUCCAACCGACCCACGGGUAAUGUUACACAAAGUUACGAGGGGCCCAAAAGCGUAAAUGGGAAACGUAAUUUCGAGGAAAGUUUGGGACAAAUGACACCAGACAUGUUGGUGGAACAAUCACUGAGGAGAGACUCGGCCGUGACGGAUAACAACGCUGCUCCUGAUAUGCAGCUUUUGGAUGUCACUACGAAGCCUUCGGAAUCUCGGAACCUCACGCGGGUUGAGGAAAACUUUGACGGAUCGAAAGGAAACGGUGGUGACAAGCCUAAUGGUUAUAGCGAGGUCAGGGUGACUUCUUCCAAAAGUGAAAUAAGCGGUGGUAGUUAUUCUAAUAGUUCUAAUGACGGUGUUGCUAGCGAGCAGCCCGGUGAUAGGGCCCAGGUUCUUCGUGACGAUGCUUCCCAAGUGGAGGCGAGAGGUGGAACGAUUGAUCAGAGACCCGAACCGACCGCGACGUCGGGUAAAGAAACUGUAACAGUACAAAGUACAAUUCUACCGUCGCUUUUCUCGGUUACACCGAGGAUACUGUCGGCGGAAGAUGUGCCGGCGGAGAAAAAGGGGAACGCGGUCACCGUCGAGGAGUCGGUCACGCAGGUUCCAGUUAUCAGAACGACGAAUCUCAGUGAGGCGAAUCGGCCCUUCGGGAUUGCCGAGGAUCUGAGCCCGUCGGAGAUCCAACAGAUGUACAGGUCGCCGAACACGGUAAGACCCGAAGUGACGACGAUCCCGAACCCAGAAGUACAAACGUCGGAGGAAGGCGAAGGUGAAGGUGAAGGCGGAUCGCCGUCGUUGGCGGUCACAAAACCGAACGGUUCUCGAUCCGGGGGAAAUUUGAACGGUCAAGGAACCGUGAGCGUGGAGAGAUCGCCGGAAGUCAGAGGCAGGAACUUAUCGGACAAGUCGAGAGACAAGGACAACGUCCUGCCCAUAAUGCACCUGUACAAUGGAACGUCGAUCUUCAACGGAACCAGUUCUCCUGCCUCGAGGUCGUCCUCCCACGGAAUUGAAACUCUGCCCGUAAUACUUCCGGUCGCCGGGCAAGAGGGACAACGAGAUGAAAAAGGGCCGAGCUCGGUUACCGCGACUUCGCCUGCAACCGCAGGUUCACUACCUGAUGUGGAAACGGCAAAAAGUAAGGCUCACGAGCAUCCUCCUCCUCCGGCCGGCCGCAAUCCCGGCGCCCAACGACUUCCUGAUUCCUUGUCGAACAAGCCAGACAAUUCAACCCGGCACCGGGCAGACCAGCCGGCACCUCACGAACCCGGAGAACCCUCGUACUCCAACCGAGGAAGCGGCCUGGCGAGUGCCGGUGUCGGUACAAACCGAACUCGACACCAGUGGCAAACCCAUCAAACCCCCGUGCCCAUGUUCAAUUCCUCGACGUUUGAUCCUGCUGUGAACAGGACGUACCUCGCCUCCGAAGGCGACACGGUCGCCACUCAGGAGACGGUGGCCGUCGUCAGCUACAUCCUGGCGACCCUCGUCGUCUUUCCAAUAGCCGUUGGCGUCGGACUGAUCUUAAGAAGACUGAUUAUUAGAAAUCGCAAGAUGCUGGAAGAGUCGGAUACGUCAUCGGAGAUAAGCUGUAGGAAAGACGGUCUGAAUCUGGAGAAGGGAGACUUCAAGACGUCGAUCGAAAAGGCGAUAACAAAACUACCUCGGAUACAGCACCUGUGUCACGAGGGAGAAAAACCGCCUCCACCUCCGAGCCAGGAAUCCAGGUGGGAAUUCCCGCGAGACAAACUUCGGCUGCAGACGGUCCUAGGUCAAGGAAACUUCGGGCAGGUAUGGAAAGCCGAGGCCGACGACCUCACCGGUCACCAGGGCACGACGCGGCUCGUCGCCGUUAAGACCGUCAAGGAAGGCGCGUCCUCGAGGGAGAAGGAGGACCUCGUUCGGGAACUCGAAAUCAUGCAGCAGUUGGGCAAUCAUCCGAACGUCGUCACCCUCCUCGGCUGCUGCACGGAGGAAGAACCCCAUUACCUUAUAUUGGAGUACGUUAUGUACGGAAAACUGCUCGCCUAUCUUCGCGAUCAUCGGACCAGACAAGACUUUUACAAUUUUAGCGAAGAUUCCGCGGCUCUGACUUCCCGAGAUCUCACCGUCUUUGGCUACUGCGUUGCGAGGGGCAUGGAGUACCUGGCUUCGAAGAAGAUUAUCCACAGGGAUUUGGCCGCUAGAAACGUGCUGGUGGAUCACAACAAACUCUGCAAAAUAGCCGACUUCGGUAUGUCGAGAUUUGCCAACGAGGACGGUGAGAUUAUAGAAACGAGACACGGCAGGAACGCUCUUCCCAUCAGAUGGAUGGCCCCGGAAUCUCUUAUCUAUUCACUUUUCACCACGAAAACGGACGUCUGGAGUUUCGGGAUCCUGAUGUGGGAAAUCGUGACUUUAGGUUCUACGCCGUAUCCUGAUAUGACGGCGAGAGAAGUGAUGCGGAACGUGCAGAGCGGAUAUCGCCUAGAGCGGCCUUCGCACUGCCGAAGCGAACUCUUCAGGGUGAUAUCGAGGUGCUGGCAGGCGGAUCCGGACCGAAGACCCGAGUUCCAGGUCCUCCGAAGGGACCUGGCGCAACUCCUGGAGGACAACAUGAACGGACACUACGUCGACUUGGAAAGCUUCGCCUCCGAGUGCACCGACUGAAACGACAGGCCGACUUCCAGGGGUUGAUCCGGACGAAGUUGCACCUUUGGUUCUUCACGCGACUCGUUAGUCCGUGCCUCCGCUCUCUUCGCGAACGCGUCCGGUGUUAUUGGAAGUGAAUUUUGUUUGAAUCUUCGUACCGUUUCUUUGCGAGCGUUCGGAAGAGAGUCUUGAGGUUCAACGGAUUCGAGACGAGUGGUUUUACCGUUGUUUUUCUUUUUUAUGACGAUCAAUCGGUCUAUUCGGGGUGACGGAAGCUUUUGGAAGAGCGAUGAAACGUCGGUCACUCUCGUCCUCUUUUUUUCUUCUGAUUUUCACCUCGUUUAUACAUAUCAUACUUCGAUGCUAUUUUUCGCCACGUGUUCUCUUGAAAAUUUUCACCUUGCCAUUGGACUAGUGUCCGCAAUUACACUGCUGUCUUUUUUCGAACCGUUAUACUUGCUCAUAUAUAUUUAAUUUAAUACCCAAAAGCACCCGUGAAGCAUCUAAAAUUCGUUACGACGAACGUAGUGAGAAAGUCGUGAUUUUUGUUAUUCUUUUUGAUUUUUUAUUAUUUUUUUUUUCUUUAAACGUUGAUAUUAAAAUAUCAUUCCAAGAAUCAAAAGUCACUGUACUUAAGGAGGGAAUAUUUUUCGUGUGUUAUAGUGAUAAUUAAUAAUUAAUAAAUAUGGUGUGAGACGUAUUUAGGGAAGGAAGAAAAAGGCUGCCUGUUUAUAGAGUUUUCUGUGGAUUUGAGGAUGUUUUUAUGCUAGAGAGCUUGACAAAAUAUGAGUAUUCUGUUUUUAGUAUUAUAUUAUAAGUAUGUUAUACACUACAGUAUAUGAUAAAAGUUAAGUAGUCCUUCUGGUGAUGUAGUCGCCAUUUAAUCGAUAUACAUGUUUACGUCGAUGAGUUUUUUUUUUUUUUUAUGUCAAAUAAUCAUCAAAUUAUGAGACAUUAUUAUGCCAGAGUGCAAUUGCAAGUGAUAGUAUAAAAUAUUCUAAUCUACGUUAUUCCACUUUGUAGAAUGUCACGUAUAAUUUAUUCUUCGCUGUGAGCUCAUCUGGCAUCGCAUGCAAAGUAUUCUUAUAAAGAUUGAAAAUAACAAAAACAAAAAAUAACACAAAACAAGGAACUGCAAAAGCAAAGCAAAAAGAAAAAAGAAAAAAAACAAAACAAAAACCUGUAAAUAUAUAAUAUCGCCAAUCAAAAACACAAAAAUAUAAAGUUUUCAUGUUAUUCUUAUUAUUCAGCUCUUAGAUCCGUAAUUGUAUGAGAUAAGUUUACAUUUUACAAUUAUUCUUAAUCAUUCUAGUCUUUCGACAAGUUUGUGGCGGCGAUUGGCUGUACCCUGAUCACUAAUAUACAUAUAUUUUACAAUUUAGAGGAAAAAAUUUGCGAUACAAAAAUUAAUAACCCAAGAGUCAUGAUCUGGAUUCGGCUGUUAUUAUUUAUAAUGCGUCAGAAAAAUUAUUCAGAUGUAGUAAUAUAUCCAUAUCUUAUUCGUCCGGGUGUCUAAUAAAUUAAAAUCAUAUAUAUAAUUCGUAUAUGUAUUGAUUAAAAACAUUAAGCCAGCCAAAGCUCCACCUUUGUCAGUUGAUAUGUAAUUAAUUAAGUUUUUACAACUGUGACUUCUCAGUGUAUUUUUGCAUUAAUUUAUUUUUACCAUCAUAUUUUCAUUCCUUUUCUUAUCAUAAUUUUGUUGUUUUAUUUUUUCUCUCUUCACUUUCGUUUUUAAAAAUAUCGACGUCACGUACAUCACGCGAUACGUUGAUUUGAAAAAUUGUUAUUAAAUUUCUUCUUCAUACCUCCGCGCGAGCUGCAAUAGCAAGAAUCGCGCAUCACUCGCAUGUUAUACACACCUACCUACAUAUAUAUAUAUACAUAUAUAUACAAGUAAAGAAACUCUACUUAGUCUCAAUUAUUGUGUACUGAGCAUUGUUCAAGUUAAAGCUAUCGUGUUUUCAACGUA